This is a messenger RNA of Onychostoma macrolepis, 5191 nucleotides long. RefSeq names its product phosphatidylinositol-4,5-bisphosphate 3-kinase, catalytic subunit delta (gene pik3cd). Gene Ontology annotation, molecular function: 1-phosphatidylinositol-4-phosphate 3-kinase activity; 1-phosphatidylinositol-3-kinase activity. The coding region runs from base 474 to 3593 and encodes 1039 amino acids. Lineage: Eukaryota; Metazoa; Chordata; Actinopteri; Cypriniformes; Cyprinidae. The record is from RefSeq and is a predicted model, not a curated record. Gene Ontology annotation, cellular component: cytoplasm; phosphatidylinositol 3-kinase complex; plasma membrane. Gene Ontology annotation, biological process: phosphatidylinositol 3-kinase/protein kinase B signal transduction; phosphatidylinositol-3-phosphate biosynthetic process; phosphatidylinositol-mediated signaling. The transcript has 23 exons.
UUGAUGUUAUACUGUAACGCUUUCUUCAAACAUAUUCAUUCCAUUUCUCUCUGAAUGAAGGAUUUCAUGACACGCAGACAUUUUUAUUGUCAGUAGUAUGCCGUGCAUGAAUGACAACAAGGGACAGAAAGAAAGAGAGAGAGAGAGAGAGAAAGGAGGAGGAAGCAAGUGAGCGCGAGAAAGAGGAAGAGAGAGAGAGAGAGACACACUACACAACUAUGUCGAUGAUCCCUACGAGUUAGGAACGCGCAGUGCAGACGGCCACUUUAACACCUCCAAUCACUAAAGGAUUAUCAACACUUCUGCUGACAUUUCAGACCAUUCAAAUACUGGCGUCUUGAUCGCUGACCGAAAUCCAGGACGAUAUUAAUUUUCAAUGUCAAAGUAAAGGAGCAUCGCUGAUUCUGAAGAUGGAGAAAUGAGCCACCGGUGAGGCUUGAAGUGGGGUCAGCUGUAGAUGAUCUUCCUGCACCAUGCCGCCGGGGGUCUACGGCAUGCAGGAUGUGUGGGAGAGGGAGGGUCGGCAACAUAUCAACAUAGAGUUCCUCCUCCCCACGGGGAUCUACCUCAACUUUCCCGUAGCAUGCAGUGACACCAUUAGUACCAUCAAGAAGAUGGUGUGGAAGAAUGCCAGGAACGAGCCUCUGUUCAGUGCCCUGAGUGACCCGGACGCCUAUGUCUUCACCUGCAUCAACAUGACCGCGGAGCGGGAGGAGCUGGAAGACGAGCAGCGCCGCCUGUGUGACGUUCGGCCAUUCAUGCCAAUUCUCAGGCUGGUGGCCCGGGAAGGCGACCGAGUCGAGAAGCUCAUCACCACCCAGAUCAGUCUGCUUAUAGGAAAAGGUCACCAUGAAUUUGACUCCCAAAAGAACCAUGAGGUGAAUGAAUUCCGAACAAAAAUGCGGACGUUUUGUGAAGAGCGUGCUCAGGAGCGUCAGAUGUUGCCUUGGGAACCAUGGAUGAAGUUCAACUUCCCGUGGGACUUGGAGCCGUGCUCUGUAGUGGCGCAAUCAGGGAAAUCGCGCAGCGUCAAAAAGAUUUUGGUCAAUGUGAAGUUUGAGGGCAGUGAGGAGACCUUCGUUCUCCAGCAAGAUCCACAUGACCUGCCGAUGGUUCUGAAACAGAACGCCUUGAGAAAGAAGUCCAACGUGUUCCGAUCGACCAAGCAGGAGAAGCCAGAGGACUACACCCUUCAGGUUAACGGGACAUGGGAGUUCAUUUAUGGAGAAUAUCCACUCUGCCAGUUUAAAUAUAUUUUUACAUGUUUGCAUGGAGGUAUUACCCCACACCUGACUAUGGUGCAUCAUUCAGUCAUCAUCAAGUACCAGGAGGAACAGGGUGGCCUCAGUAACCAGGUGUCCAGAACUCGUGCUCAGUCCAAACCGCCCCCACUGCCUUUGAAAAGGCAAAACACAUCUUCGCUGUGGUCCAUCCAUGAGCCUUUUUAUAUAUACCUCCUACAGGGCAGCCGAGUGAAUGCAGAUGAAGGCAUGAAGCUGGUGGUUCAGGCUGGCCUCUUCCAUGGCAGUGAGCUCCUGUGCAAAGUGGUGACCAGUAAUGAGGUCAGUGUUUGCUCUGAACCUGUAUGGGACCAGAAACUAGUGUUUGACAUCGGCGUGAGUGACCUGCCUCGAAUGAGCCGCCUCUGCUUUGCCCUCUACGGUGUCAUCGAGAAGACCAAAAAGCGUCCUACCAAGAAGAAAAACAAAAGAGCGGACUGCCCACUGGCCUGGGUUAACACGAUGGUGUUUGACUACAAGGACCAGCUAAAAACUGGAGAAUUUUCCCUGUCCACAUGGCCAUCAGUCCCAGAUGAUAAAGGGGAUUUGUUGAAUCCUAUGGGCACUGUUGAGAAAAAUCCAAACAUUGACAGCACGGCUGGUCUCCUUAUUCGAUUUCCCAACAUCAGACCACACCCCCUGUAUUAUCCUCCAAUUGAAAAGCUAAAUGAGCUGUGUACGAAUGGUGAAAAAGUUGUUGCUACAAAAGAAGAGCACCUGAAACUGAAAGAGAUUGUGGACAAUAAAAACUACACAGAGUUCUUUGAGGACGAGAAGGAGCUUCUGUGGAAGUUACGUGAAGAGGUGAGGCAGCGAUACCCAGAGAGCCUCCCCAAACUCCUCCUCAUCACUAAGUGGAACAAACACGAGGACGUGGCUCAGAUGGUUGGUUUGUUGCGGAAAUGGCCAGAAUUGCCUGCUUUACAUGCUUUAGAACUUCUGGACUACAGUUUCCCUGACCCUCAUGUCCGCUCCUUCACCAUCCGCUGCCUCAGGAAGUUGUGUGACGACGAGCUCUUUCAGUACCUCUUGCAACUGGUACAGGUUCUGAAGUAUGAAUCCUACCUGGAUUGUGACUUGACCUGUUUCUUGCUUAAGAGAGCCCUGGCCAACAAGAAAAUAGGUCACUUCUUGUUUUGGCACCUCAGGUCAGAAAUGCAUGUGCCCUCAGUCAGCUUGAGAUUUGGACUUAUUCUGGAGGCGUACUGUCGUGGGAGCAUCUUUCACAUCAAGAGCUUGAUGAAGCAGAAUGAGGCUCUGAAUAAAAUGAAGGCUCUCAAUGACUUUGUGAAAUCAGCCAGUCAGAAGGCAACCAGGAUACAGACUACAGAGGACAUGAAAGUGUGCAUCAAACAGGACACUUACAUGGAGGCGCUUUCGGAUGUCUUUUCCCCUCUCAACCCAAGCAUUGUGCUGUGUGAACUAUGUGCAGACAAAUGUAAGUUCAUGGACUCCAAAAUGAAACCUCUGUGGCUGAUGUAUAAGAACAAAUAUGAUCAUGUGGGCAUUAUCUUCAAAAAUGGAGACGAUCUGCGGCAGGAUAUGCUAACCCUUCAGAUGAUUCAGCUAAUGGAUGUUUUGUGGAAAACCGAAGGUCUUGACCUCAGAAUGCUGCCCUAUGGAUGCCUGUCAACCGGGAACAAAACGGGUCUCAUCGAGGUGGUGAAAAACUCAGACACUAUCGCCAACAUCCAGAGAAACAACAGCAACAGUGCAGCCACCGCUGCCUUCAACAAGGACGCUCUUCUCAACUGGCUCAAAUCCAAAAACCCAGGGGAUAAACUGGAUCAAGCCAUUGAGGAAUUCACCCUCUCCUGCGCAGGCUACUGUGUAGCCACAUAUGUUCUCGGAAUAGGGGACCGUCACAGUGACAAUAUAAUGAUCAGGGAAACGGGUCAGUUAUUCCAUAUAGACUUCGGGCACUUUUUGGGGAACUUUAAGAGCAAAUUCGGGAUCAACAGAGAACGUGUGCCUUUCAUUCUGACAUACGACUUUGUCCAUGUAAUCCAAGAGGGCCGGACCAACAACAGCGAGAAAUUUGAACGGUUUCGCGAGUGCUGCGAACAAGCCUAUAAAAUCCUUUGCCGGAAUGGGACUCUUUUUGUGAAUCUUUUUGCCUUGAUGAAAGCUGCAGGACUCCCUGAGCUCAGUUCUUCCAAAGACAUCCAGUAUCUCAAGGACUCUUUGGCACUGGGGAAAUCUGAGGAGGAAGCACUGAAGAACUUUAAAGUGAAAUUUAAUGAAGCUCUAAGAGAGAGCUGGAAGACCAAGGUGAACUGGAUGAUGCACACUUUUGCCAAAGAUAACAGAUAAAUGGCAUUCGAUCACAGGAGACCCACUGUAAACCUCUUGAUGCUGAGUUUUGAUUUAAACCAAUGCAGCUUUGAACACAAUAUAUGUUGCACUGCUGUCUGGCAUUUAUGGCAUUAUACUUCCAUGCAAAGGCAAAAUGCCGUAACUAAACAGUUUGUUAAAACUGAGUUAUCAACAAUAUCAUAGGUCAAAUGCGACUAGAUUCUGUGUUUAAAAUCCAGAAAUUCUGCGUUUUGCCUUUACAGGGCAGUAUAUACAUCAACAGCUGUUUAGCGAAUGUUUACAUCUGUGACGUAAUAGUAAAUAUUUCUAUACAUUUGUUUUAGUGAGACCUACUGCUUGAAAUUAGAGUAAUUUCAGAUACAUGUUGUAUUUGCAACACACUGCACUGGGAAUCGAAGCUACUAAUUUAACAAACUAUUGGCGUGCCACUAAUUUAACUAGCAUCUCUGGUUUGUUUCCAUCACAUUUGUAUACCUGCAAAGAGAAAAGCUCAGAGCAAUUGAGAUUAAUGUAUUUAUCAUUUCUAACUGUACAGCAUAGGUGACUUUUGUUCUGGAGAAGAAAGCACUUCGUGUUUUCAUAAGGUUUACAUUUUUGUUUCAGGAUUUUUGUUUCUCUGUUUACAUGAAUUUGUUUGGUUGUACAUAUUCUUUAGUGUAUCAUACGUAUAUUUACAUUCCUUAAAACAGUAUUUUUUAAUUUUAAUGAUUUGUAUACUAGGAAAAUUGUUCAUCAGGAAAGCCUUUGUAUAGUGGUGUACAUGAGAAGACAUUUUGUAUGGCAGUGUAGAAAUGAGCCUUAAAUAUUUUGUAUUUGUGGGGUAUUCUGUGCCUUUGGGAUAAGACACAAGCCAUCUUGAAGUCAUGUCCAAAGAGUUUGCUUUUUGUUCAGUGAAAUGUGUGCAAAGGAUUUAUGCCUUGUGCUACUGUACUAUAAAUCAGGGCAAAAGUGGAAUAUUAUUGCUCUGUAGAACAAUGCGCUGUUAAUUGUGUGCCUAUUUUGAAUAUAGAGUCGGUCAGGCUUGUGUUUUCUCUUCCGGUAAACCUUAAUCAAUUCCAGAAUGUAUCACCACAGUAUUCUCUGACUGAAUCCACUGCUACCUGAUUCAUGAAGAUACUUUUUCUCAACAGAUGCUUAAAUGCUGUUUGUUUUGAAUCUUUAAAUAUCCUCUAGAAUGUGAAUUUUUAAAAGAGAUUUAAAGCUAAAUCCACCUAAUCUUUAUAUAUGAAAGUCCUAUAAACACCCACUGCAUAUCAUUUUAAUAAUGUACGGAAGAUUAGUGUACAGAGGGAUAACUUUCACAUAAUGGAUUUUAGCAUUGGUGUAGGUAUUGAUGAGUAUCUAUUGGACUACUAACUCAGUAUCUCUCAUGCUGUGGUCUUGUCCAAGCCUUCAUUAAUUUGUUUUUGAUUAUGUGUUUUUGAUAUGAUCUUUAGUCACUUCACAGAGUGAAACGCUAGGAUCUUUAAUUUCUCAGUUUACUAAUGUAUUGUUUGUUUUUAAACAUGACUGCUUUAUGAAGUUUUCAGAGAUAUGAGUUAUGUAGAGUGUUCUUCUUUCUCAUGUAUGCUAUAAAUUAUUGAUUACGAAAUUGA